Messenger RNA from Actinia tenebrosa (Australian red waratah sea anemone), 1779 nucleotides. RefSeq lists its product as uncharacterized. NCBI's taxonomy places the organism in Eukaryota, Metazoa, Cnidaria, Anthozoa, Actiniaria, Actiniidae. The record is from RefSeq and is a predicted model, not a curated record.
GGAAACUAUGAAGAAAAUUUCAAUUCAUAAGUCGACCUGAGAUACUACUAAAGAUUUUUUCGUACUGAUUAAAUUCUAUGCUAAAAUUAUGCUAUGACUGAUAGUGAGUAUCUAAUAUAGCAAGCCACUUGAGCGAGACCAAAGCAAUCAAUUAAAAAUUCCCUUAUCAUACAGUGUGCAAUGAUGGGGUCACAAUGCUAGUAACAUGAAACGCUAUACCAAGAAUGGAUGUAAUACUAUCCCUAAAUGAAAUAUCCUUUGUGACUUUUGAUUCAUUCAGUUCAAAACAUGCUAGGUAUGUCAUUAUAAAGGAGUGCUGGACCAGAACACUGUUGUUUGGAGUCGAGCUGUUGAAUAAGGCAAUUCGUUUGCUCUUCUAAUAGUGGUUAAAUUUUGGCUAGAAAACAACUGGAGCAACUGUUCUUUGAGGUUGAAGUCUUUACAGCACUGUAAACAAGUCGAAGAGUUUAGUUUGGUGUGACGAUAAACGAACGUAACAUUUACCAAAUUUAUUGAAGUCGUCGAAUUUGCACAACAUGUCACGCUACAAGACCUCUUCUUACCAAACUUCUUCUUUUGGAAGUUCAUUGGGCAAGUCAUCGUUUGGUAGCAGUAGUAAGUUUGGUUCAACUACUACCAAGACGUCCUCAAACUCUGGAGGUAAAGGAACCUUUUCCAUGACCUUUGGAGACAAUGAACUGAAGAAGUCCAAGAAAACUACACAUACCUCGACAGAUGGUUCAACGAAGAGCGGUGGAAAUGAAAAUAUUCUUAAAUCGACUCGAAUAAACAUUGACCAAGAGAAAAUGCCCGACUUUGCAAUAGCUAGACCGAGAAUUUUGCCAGUCCUGAAGCCACAAACCUGGGAGAAGUCUACCAAGGACAUGUUGAGGAAGAUUGACCCUAAAAAGCCUUCAGAUGUUCUGUACUUCCCUGUUAAAACCCUCCCAGGAACAACACUUGGGUAUACCCUAGCCAUUGUCAACGAAGAGGGCUCACUUCACUACAUCCUACGUAGCUAUCUCGACGCCUGGAAUAUCCCAGAGAAAGUACUUAUGGAUGUUGCUAUUAGAAACCUUGAGCAUCGCCUUGAAAACCGUGCCUCAAAGCUAUGGAAGCAUAGCAAAGCUGGUGUUUAUUACCUUGAUAAUCUAGGAUCGGUAUCUGCAUCUGUCAUCCUGUUGCCCCAGUUUCUUGAUGGCUUAGAUGUGGAAGAAGGAGAGCUGGUGAUUGUAGUCCCUACUGGCGACAUCUGCAUGGUUGGUGGGUCCAAGAGCGAGACACAGUUGUGUAUAAUGGGUGAGAUCGCUUUACGCUACUCUAAAGAUCCCCAGCGCUUUAACAUCAAGCCUCUGAGGUUUUCCAAGAACAGAUUUCACGAGUAUUCGCCAAAGAUGUACGCAAAGGAACACGAUGUUCCUCAGACCCUGGAAGAAGUCAGGACAAUUAGGUYGAGACUAAAGCCGCUCAAAAGCCGACAAAAAUAACACUGGCCAUUGAAACAGAGAUCUUGGGAAAGCAUAACAAAUUUUAUUACCAGAUAAAAUACAUAAAGCUUAGAUGAUAGAGGUAAUGUCAAGAUUUGGUGAGUUAAGAGUUAGGGGUUAGUAAAAAUAGUAGAGGAUAACGGAACUUGUUUUGAUGACUCGAGCCAUCAUGUGUGACGAGUGACUGACUCUUUUAUCAACAAGGUUAAUUAAUGCAAGUCUAAUAAUAAAUUCACUUUAAGUAAACAUCCUUUGUCCGUCCGUAUAAUAAAGGAUUUAAAAAAUGAACUGA